CAGGAUGUCUUUUCGGAAGAGGUAAUUGCAGGAAAUUGUUCAAUCGUUGAACAUUCUAUUAACUUAGAAAAGAGUGAUCCCAUUAAACAGACACCUAGACGAAUCCCAUUCCAUUUGCGUGAUGAAGUAGAAAAAAAUUUAGAAGAGAUGAAACGCGAGGGAAUUAUUGAGGAGUCUUAUAGUCCUUGGGUUUCUCCUGCUGUUUUAGUUAAGAAAAAGGACGGAACUCUUAGAUUUUGUGUGGAUUAUAGGAAAUUAAAUGCUAUUACAAGAGAUUUUUUUCCUUUGCCUAGGAUUGAUAGUCUUUUCGAUCGUUUAUCCGGAAGUUCUUGGUUUUCGACCCUGGACUUGAAGAGUGGUUAUUGGCAAGUAAAAUUGCGUUCUCAAGAUAGAGAAAAGACAGCUUUUUCAGUUGGAAAUGGGCUGUGGCAAUUUACUGUUAUGCCUUUUGGUUUAUGCAAUGCUCCGGCGACUUUUGAGCGUUUAAUGGAAAAGGUUCUUCAUCAAAUCAUAAAUAAAAUGUGUUUAGUUUAUCUUGAUGACGUGAUUAUUUUCAGUAACACUUUUGAAGGUUCAUUAGCUAAUCUAAAGGAAGUCUUUCUUCGUUUUCGAAAAGCGAAUUUAAAAUUAAAUCCUAAGAAAUGUUCUUUCUUCGGAAGAAAGGUUAAGUACUUGGGUCAUGUUAUUACGGAGAAUGGAAUUUCUACUGAUUCUGAGAAGGUUGAAUGUAUUCAGAAUUGGCCUGUACCUCGUAAUAAAAAACAGUUACGCAGUUUUCUUGGUUUUUGUUCUUAUUACAGGAAGUUUGUUAAAGGAUUCUCCAUUGUUGCUAAACCUUUAUUUGUUUUGACCGAAAAUCAAAAUAAAUUUAUUUCGAAUGAGGAAUGUCAAUCGGCUUUUCUUAAACUUAAACAGUUCUUAAUGUCUUCGCCAAUCUUAUCUUUUCCCUCUGAAACAGGAGAAUUUAUUCUUGACACAAAUGCUUCCAAUCAUGGCAUUGGUGCAGUUUUAUCUCAGAAACAAGAGGAUGGGGAAAAGGAAAUAGCUGCUAAUGAUUCAUCUUCAAAAGUUUAUUGGACUCAGUGGGAUUCUUUGAUUCUCAAAGAUGGAGUGUUAUUUAGAAGAUGGAUUUCUCCGGAUUUACAUACAGAAAUUCUUCAAACAAUAGUCCCAAGAAAAUUUAUUCAACGAGUGUUAGAGGAAGCUCAUGAUUCUCCUUCUGGAGGUCAUUUUGGGGUGAAUAAGACCUUGGCAAAGAUCCGAAAACGAUUUUAUUGGGCUAUUUGUAAGCAAGAUGUCGAACAUUGGUGUAAAACUUGUAAGGUUUGUUUUGCUAAGAAGGGGCCUUCUGAAAAAGGAAAAUCUCCUUUUCAAAUUUAUAAUGUCGGUAUUCCUUUUGAAAGAGUUCAGAUGGAUAUUCUAGGUCCUUUUCCGAUCUCUUCAUCUGGAAAAAAGUAUUUAUUAGUCAUAACUGACUGUUUUUCUAAAUGGGUUGAAGCCUUUCCUACUGGAAAUAUUAAGGCGAGUACCAUUGCAGAAAUUUUUGUUAACCAAGUGGUUUCUAGAUUUGGCGUUCCUUUGGAAAUUCAUACAGAUCAAGGCAGAAAUUUUGAAUCUCGAUUAUUUCAAGAAUUAUCUAGUUUAUUGGGAAUCAGAAAGACUCGUACUACUCCACUUCAUCCUCAAUCUAAUGGUCAGAGAGAUUGGGAUCGUUGGAUUUUUCUUGGAUUGUUAGCUUAUAGAUCGUCGAAACAUGAAGUUACUGGUUUCACUCCUUCUGAGUUAUGUCAGGGUAGAGAAUUAAGAUUAUCCUUAGAUCUUCUUCGUGGACUUCCUUCAGGAGAGGAUUCGGAGUUAGAAAGAGGAUAUCUCUCUAGACUAAGGAAAAAAUUGGUUUCAAUUCAUGACGUUGUUAGGCAACGGUUGGAAUUGAAAUCUCAAAAGUUGAAGUGGUGA
Molecule: messenger RNA, 1956 nt
Organism: Solenopsis invicta (red fire ant)
Lineage: Eukaryota; Metazoa; Arthropoda; Insecta; Hymenoptera; Formicidae
Biological process (GO): DNA integration
Molecular function (GO): nucleic acid binding
Source: RefSeq, a predicted model, not a curated record